Molecule: messenger RNA, 2049 nt
Organism: Balearica regulorum gibbericeps (East African grey crowned-crane)
Lineage: Eukaryota; Metazoa; Chordata; Aves; Gruiformes; Gruidae
Source: RefSeq, a predicted model, not a curated record
AUGCCUCGUAGCCCAACAUCAAGUGAAGAUGAAAUGGCACAAAGCUUUUCCGACUAUUCUGUUGAAUCUGAAUCGGACAGCUCCAAAGAAGAAACUAUUUAUGACACAAUUAGAGCAACUGCAGAAAAGCCAAGCAGCAGAAUGGAAGACAGUCAGAGCAACACAUUAGUGAUUCGAAUUAUAAUACCUGAUCUGCAACAAACGAAAUGCAUUAGAUUUAACCCAGAAGCUUCAGUGUGGGUUGCAAAGCAACGAAUUUUGUGCACUUUGAAUCAGAGUUUGAAAGAUGUCCUGAAUUAUGGACUGUUCCAGCCUGCAAGCAAUGGUAGAGAUGGGAAGUUUCUGGAUGAGGAACGACUUCUUAGGGAAUACCCACAGCCAGUGAAUAAAGGAGUUCCUUCACUUGAGUUUCGAUACAAGAAAAGAGUGUACAAACAGUUCAAUCUUGAUGAAAAACAGCUGGCCAAGCUUCAUACAAAGGCUAAUUUGAGAAAAUUUAUGGAUCAUGUCCACCAUCUCUCAGUGGAAAAAAUAACAAAGAUGUUGGACCGAGGACUGGACCCAAACUAUCAUGACCUAGAAAGUGGAGAAACACCCCUAACUUUGGCAGUUCAGCUUGACAAUACAGUAGAAGUGAUAAAAGCUCUGAAAAACGGAGGAGCACAUUUGGACUUCAGAGCGAAAGAUGGAAUGACAGCUCUGCACAAAGCGGCCAGAGCCAAGAACCAAGUAACCCUCAAGACCCUUUUAGAGCUUGGAGCAUCUCCUAACUACAAAGACAGCUGUGGCCUGACACCACUGUACCACACUGCUAUUGUGGGAGGGGAUCCUUACUGCUGUGAACUGUUACUUCAUGAACACGCUACAGUCAGUUGCAAAGACGAAAAUGGCUGGCAAGAAAUUCAUCAGGCUUGCCGAUACGGACACGUCCAACAUCUAGAGCACCUCCUCUUCUAUGGUGCUGAUAUGUGUGCGCAGAACGCCUCGGGAAACACAGCGCUGCACAUCUGUGCCCUGUACAACCAGGAGAACUGUGCAAGAGUGCUGCUGUUCCGGGGAGCCAACAAGGAGAUUAAGAAUUACAACAGCCAGUCUCCAUUUCAGGUGGCUAUAAUAGCAGGAAAUUUUGAGCUCGCUGAAUAUAUCAAGAAUCACAGGGAAGCUGAUAUUGUGCCCUUUAGAGAGGCUCCCACCUAUUCGAACAGAAGGCGGAGACCUCCAAGCACCUUAGCAGCACCUCGGAUCUUGCUUCGUUCCAACAGCGACAACAAUCUAAACAUCAACAACCUCCCCGAGUGGUCAGUCUCCUCCUCUGCUUCUUCACACCGCAGCCUUUCACCUCAUCUACUUCAACAGAUGCAGAAUAAUCCUAAUGGAACUGUAAAAACUGUGGGGAGUUACACUCCGUCCUCCCGGAGCCGGUCGCCAUCCCUAAACAGGCUGGGAGAGGAUGCCAAACGGCAGCAGCACAGGCACAUCAGUGCCGUUUACAAUCCUAGUGCCAACAAGGAUACUCUGUCUGCCUUGGAUUAUCAGGGUCCAAAACGCAAGCUUUACAGUGCUGUACCUGGAAGACUUUUUAUUGUCGUAAAGCCAUAUCAACCUCAAGGAGAAGGGGAAAUUCAUCUGCACAAAGGAGAUAGAGUCAAAGUUUUAAGCAUUGGUGAAGGUGGAUUCUGGGAAGGCAGCACCCGGGGACAUAUUGGAUGGUUUCCUGCAGAAUGCGUUGAAGAAGUUCAGUGUAAACCAAAUGAAAGCAAACCAGAAACACGAACAGAUAGAACAAAGAAACUGUUUAGACACUACACAGUUGGAUCCUAUGACAGCUUUGAUGCUUCAAGUGACUGCAUAAUAGAAGAAAAGGCAGUGGUCCUGCAGAAAAAAGACAAUGAAGGAUUUGGAUUUGUGCUCAGAGGGGCAAAAGCUGACACACCAAUUGAAGAAUUCACCCCAACUCCAGCCUUUCCUGCUUUGCAGUACUUGGAAUCUGUGGAUGAAGGGGGAGUAGCAUGGCAAGCUGGCCUGAGAACUGGAGACUUUUUGAUCGAG